AUGGCCGACGACGCCCUUUCCAUUUACGACGAGAUCGAGAUUGAAGACAUGACCUUCGACCCGGCCCUGCAGAUCUACACCUUCCCCUGCCCAUGCGGCGACCGCUUCGAAAUUGCGAUCGACGACCUGCGCGAUGGAGAGGAGAUUGCGGUGUGUCCGAGCUGCAGUUUGAUGAUUAAGGUUAUCUUUGACCUGGCUGAUCUUCCCAAGGCGGAUAACGCGCAGAAUGCGGGCACUGUUGCUGUCCAGGCUUGA
Molecule: messenger RNA, 255 nt
Organism: Penicillium canariense
Lineage: Eukaryota; Fungi; Ascomycota; Eurotiomycetes; Eurotiales; Aspergillaceae
Gene: dph3
Product: CSL family zinc fnger-containing protein
Exons: 2
Coding region: 1-255 (84 amino acids)
Biological process (GO): protein histidyl modification to diphthamide
Molecular function (GO): metal ion binding
Source: RefSeq, a predicted model, not a curated record